Molecule: messenger RNA, 1893 nt
Organism: Cotesia congregata
Lineage: Eukaryota; Metazoa; Arthropoda; Insecta; Hymenoptera; Braconidae
Source: the annotation of a GenBank genome assembly
AUGCUACCUGAUUUCUACAAUCAUCUAGAUAGUAUUCAUUACCAUCGAGUUGAUGAUUCAGCAAAGCGACGUAAAAUUUUUGAUGAAAGUUCGUCUUUUAAUACAUCUGAUCGUAAAUCGAAAAAUUGUGCAACAUUUUACUUCAAACAUCGUGACACUGAUUCAGAAGUUGAUAGAACUUACGAUAAUGACUAUGAUCAGAAUGAUUCUUCUGAAGGAGAAUGGACAUAUACGGCAUCACCUAUAAAAACUUCUGCGAUUGAGUCAAGCGUAUAUAUUGAAGGCCCUGCAAUUGAACAAGUUGAGCAUGUCGAAUAUGAAAAUCAUCCUAAGACGAUUAUUGAAAACGAAAAAAUCGAUAGUUGUGAUAGUGAUGAUGAAACUAAAAAAGAUAUCCGAAAGUUGAUAUUAGAAGUGGAAAAACUUGUCAGUGAGGAAGGUCAAAAAGAAAUUUCAAAAAAUUUACCACCGCUUAUUUUCGACAAGUAUAGCCAAAAUAAUUAUAGGGCUAAAUAUGCUAGAAUCAAGGAAUGGCUCAGAGUUAACUCCCAUCAUGAUACCGAGGAAAUUUCUUCACUGCAGAAUUGGCAGCCAUUAGAUAGUUGUGAUGCAAGUGGUGAAUAUACAACAGGAGAAUCAGAUAUAGAAAAACAAUCCGAUUCUUCUGAUGAUUUACAAAGCAGCGUCGUCACUUAUCGUCAAUAUGAAAAACUUGAUUGUACAGCACUUUCAAUAUCUCAAGAAAUCUUUAACGAUACUGAUCAAACUUUAGUGAAUGAAAUAAGCAAUCCAAUUGGGCCAGAAGAAGUUAGUACUCCAAAAGUUAUGAUGCGUUCCAAGGCGAAAUCAAAUGGACCACGACCAUGGAGUGUAUCUUGUGUUUUCGAUCAACUAAAUUCAACGAAUGAUUCUACAAUAUCACAAUUUUCUAUUUCCGAGACUGCUUUACAUCAGCUGGUAGCUUCUCCACCAACCAAAUCUGCUUCUUUAGAUGCUUCGGACUCUCAUAAAGUUUUUAAAAAUUCAACAUCAACCCUUUUGGAAGAAUCUAGUCGUUCAAUUCGGAAUAGUUUAUCACGAAAAAAGAAAUCAAAAUUGAGGAAGAAAAAUUUGAGUCGUAGAAGUGAAUCCAGUUCAGAUGGAGUAAAUUCUGGUGCAAGCGAUUCUAGUGGAACCCAUCAUAACCGUCCGGUACAAAAAGUCACCGAAGAACGAACGCGCUUCAAGAAACCAGAUUGUCAUCGUUGUUUGGUGUCACUACUAACACAUGGUUCUACACUAUCGUGUCAUGUGCAUAAUGAUGGUAAUAAUGUUAAAAGUUUUGUGGGUUAUCCAUCACCAUCAAUAGAAUUAACUUGUUGUACACCUGAUCCAUCAUCCGGGGGUACAGAAGAUAUUUGCCCUACAGAUCAUGAAACUUCACUUAAUAUUUUGAUGAAUAGACAUGAAGUCAAUAGCCCAAUCAAUGGUGAUAGUGAUGCUGAGAAAAAUAGCUUAGGCAACAAUUCGUUUUCCGAACAAGCUUGGGAUAGUUAUCAAGAAAAAUACAUGAGUGAACCAUACAGCGAAACUGCUGAUGUAGAAACAGCUCGCAAGCUUCUUGAUUUUGGUGACGACUAUCGUAAUUAUUUAGAUAGCCAGUCUGAUUGUGCCUCUAGCUUAAGUGCUGUAAGAUCGUAUUCACCACCACUUAUAACCAAUCGUAUUUAUUCUAAUAUUUCAACUAUAUCAUCAAAUGAUAGUGAUAGUGAAAGUGAAGGGUGUCGUCAUGUUUUAGAAAAGUCGUAUAGAAAAUUAAUGGUCAUGGAAAAUCAUCUAACUCGCAAUAAUAUUAAUAUGAAGACAAUAAAAGAUCAUCUACAGUUUCAGACCAACCAAGUUGGUGUCAGAUAG